Ambispora leptoticha is the source of this 944-nucleotide messenger RNA. The record is from the annotation of a GenBank genome assembly. NCBI's taxonomy places the organism in Eukaryota, Fungi, Glomeromycota, Glomeromycetes, Archaeosporales, Ambisporaceae.
ACGCUUUUCCUAUAGUUCCCAUGCAAGAGUGCGACCAUUCUAUAUAUGAUAAUUUGGAUGUUCUAGUAACAAACUUAAGUGGUAAAGUACCACUUCACACACGCUUUCGAGCGAUAUUCACAUUAAAGAACAUUGGUGAUGAGAGAAGUAUCGAUUUACUAGCAAAAGCAUUCAAUGACGAAUCUGACCUUCUCAAACAUGAGCUCGCCUAUGUACUCGGGCAGAUGAAAAAUUCGUAUGCUAAUCCGAUACUUCGGAGAGUUUUGUCAGAUAAAUCGCAAGACGCUAUGGUCCGACAUGAGGCUGCAGAGGCUCUCGGAGCAAUCGGAGAUCUUGAAUCGUUAGAUAUUCUCGAGAAAUAUCUUGAUGAUGAGCACCAAGUAGUUCGACAAACUUGUGAACUGGCCAUCGCAAAAAUAAAAUAUGAACAUGACCCACAGGAAUCAAAAAAUUCACAAAACAGUAAAUUCACGUCUAUUGAUCCCGCACCUUCAAUAUCCGAAAUCCAAUCAGUUCCAACACUGAAACAAAUACUAAUCGACGAGACCCUACCAAUUUUUGAUCGUUAUCGGGCAAUGUUUGCAUUACGUAACAUAGGCACUACCGAGGCAGUAUUGGCACUAAGCGAGGGACUGAACGACUCGUCUGAUUUAUUUAGACACGAGAUCGCGUUCGUGUUUGGUCAAUUACAAAGUCCUGAUAGUGUGCCUUCGCUUAUAAAAACCUUGGAAAAUAUCGAUGAGCGGCCUAUGGUAAGGCAUGAAGCUGCAGAAGCUUUAGGCUCCAUUGCGACGCCUGAUUGCUUGCCUGUGCUCAAAAAAUUUCGACAUGAUUCAAGUCGAGUUGUGAAGGAAAGUUGUGAAGUCGCAUUAGAUAUGUAUGAUUAUGAGACUUCCACGGAGUUUCAUUAUGCUGAUAUAAGUAGCCUUGAUACAGAAAAUUAA